AUGGCCACCCUCACAGCCACUGCCGCCGUCGCCUCCUCCUCCGUCGCCAUCCGCCCGUUCCGCUCCCACAAGCCCUCCCGCGCGCCCGCCGGGAUCAGGUGCUCCGUCGCCGAGGGCCCCGCGAUCUCCCAGCCGAGGGCCGCCGGCGGGGGACUGACGCUCACCACGAAGCACCGCGACAGAGCCCCCGACGUGGUCGUCACCGAGGCCAGGGACCGCGUCGGCGGCAACAUCACCACCGUCGAGAGGGACGGCUACCUGUGGGAGGAGGGCCUCAAUAGUUUCCAGCCAUUCCGAGAUUGUUCUCGAAUGCUUGCGACCUUUUUUAGCCAGGUUAUGGCUGCUAUUGGAGGAAAUACUGCAGGUCCAGGGGAUGCUGUUGUCAAUGUUUACAUAAACCAUGAAAAGAAGUUUGCUUUUGUGGAAAUGAGAUAUGUUGAGGAGGCAAGCAAUGCAAUGGCCUUAGAUGGCAUUAUCUUUGAGGGAGCGCCUGUGAAGGUGAGGAGGUCCAUUGAUUACAACCCCUCCCUUGCAGCAACUCUUGGUCCUAGCCAACCUAAUCCUAACCUAAAUCUUGGUGCGGUUGGUUUAACCCCGGGUUCUGCUGGUGGGCUUGAAGGUCCUGACCGCAUUUUUGUGGGUGGAUUACCAUAUUACUUUACAGAAGUGCAAGUGAGGGAGCUGCUGGAAUCUUUUGGUCCUCUUAGGGGUUUUGAUCUAGUGAAAGACAGGGAGACUGGAAAUUCCAAAGGCUAUGCUUUUUGCAUUUAUCAAGAUCUCUCAGUCACGGAUAUAGCUUGUGCAGCUCUCGAUGGCAUUAAAAUGGGCGACAAGACUCUCACUGUUAGGCGUGCUAACCAGGGUGCAAACCAACCAAAACCUGAACAGGAGAGUGUUUUGUUGCAUGCACAGCAGCAGAUAGCUCUGCAGAAGCUUAUGUAUCAACUUGGUGCACUUGCUACUAAAGUGGUAUGUCUAACACAAGUAGUUACUGAGGAUGAGCUUAAAGAUGAUGGGGAGUAUGAAGAUAUAUUGGAGGAUAUGAGACAAGAAGGCGGAAAAUUUGGUAAUUUGGUGAAUGUGGCCAUACCUCGUCCCAGACCAGAUGGAGAACCUUCCGCAGGUGUUGGAAAGAAAAUGCUCUGCAUGGAUCCUAGAAGAAGCAAGAUGCUCUGCAAGAACUUCACGAUCUUAUUACCUCGAAGAGAUCCCGAGCAUGGCAAAAUACCCUUGAGAGGAUUAUGUUCAAGUACAUUGAGCUAUGUGUUGAUAUGCGGAGGGGGAGAUUUGCCAAGGAUGUUUAAGUAA
Syzygium oleosum is the source of this 1308-nucleotide messenger RNA. RefSeq names its product splicing factor U2af large subunit B-like. Gene Ontology annotation, cellular component: commitment complex; U2AF complex; nucleus. The coding region runs from base 1 to 1308 and encodes 435 amino acids. The transcript is spliced from 9 exons. Gene Ontology annotation, molecular function: pre-mRNA 3'-splice site binding; poly-pyrimidine tract binding; oxidoreductase activity. The record is from RefSeq and is a predicted model, not a curated record. Lineage: Eukaryota; Viridiplantae; Streptophyta; Magnoliopsida; Myrtales; Myrtaceae. Gene Ontology annotation, biological process: mRNA processing.